Molecule: messenger RNA, 2148 nt
Organism: Puntigrus tetrazona (Sumatra barb)
Lineage: Eukaryota; Metazoa; Chordata; Actinopteri; Cypriniformes; Cyprinidae
Gene: tnmd
Product: tenomodulin
Exons: 7
Coding region: 81-986 (301 amino acids)
Biological process (GO): negative regulation of endothelial cell proliferation; negative regulation of angiogenesis
Source: RefSeq, a predicted model, not a curated record
GAAAGUUUGGCUUCCAGUGAGAGGUACUUCUUGGUAGAAGCAGGUUUGCAGAGAAGCUUAUCUUCGCUCCAGCUGCAAUUAUGGAAAAUAACCAUUACUUCAACAGUCAACAAGUGCUUUGUAAAGAUGUUGAGCUGGGGAAAGAGAAGGCAAGAAAGGCCAGGUAUCGUGCUUACCAGUGCGCCGCCAUCACCCUGAGUGUGGUAUUCCUGAUAUUGGCCCUCUGUAUCUUCAGUCUGAGAUAUAUAUGGAGUCCAAACCCUGGGAAGGUUUAUGAUCAUCAGUAUAAAGCCGUACUAGAUGGAAUGGAGACAGAGAGCAUGAUGGAAAUCUAUCCAGCGCAACGCAUCGAGAUGUUCAGGAUGGGAAACGGCACCGACGAGGUCCUAGAAGUGCAUGACUUCAAAAAUGGCAUCACGGGCAUUCGUUUUGCCAAGCACCAGAGAUGCUACAUCAGAGCUCAAACCAAGGAGCUGCCAAAGCUGGACUCAAAGAACAUCGACAUAGAGAUGAGUGAGACAGGUGAAGUGGAUAUGCAGAUGGUGGACUCUCAGAUAUGGAUCCCUACUGAAGAACCAGUCUCCAACAAAACAUUUCUGUUGAAUUCCAAGAUCUUGGAGAUUUGCCAAGAUCUGCCCAUCCACUGGAUCCACCCAUCUCCUCUCAGAGACGAUGAAUUCCACGAUGUCGAGGACGUGGAGGAGACAGCCGAGCUGGAGGCGAGAGGUUUACGCCAGGCCCGGGACAUCACGGACCACUUACCAGUGAAUGACUAUAGAGAAGCAGGGAUGGAGCUGGACAACAGCCUAGAUGAGCAGGGCUACUGCUGCCAGUACUGUCGUCGUGGGUACCGUUACUGUCGGCGAUACCACGAGCCCCUGGGCGGCUUUUGGCCAUAUCCCUACUAUUACCAGGGAGGAAGGGUCAUCUGUCAGAUUGUCAUGCCCUGCAACUGGUGGAUAGCAAGAAUGCUGGGACGAAUUUGAGGAUGCCGUUGGGAACCAGAGGUGCUAUGCUGCUCAGGGGUACGCGUAGACCAGCUUCAUUUGUACGAAAUGUCACAUAUACUCGCCAAACCUUUUCCAUUCUUUGUGUAAAAAAAAGUCUUUUCAAAUAAGGCAAAACAUUAGCUCAUCCUCGGUGACCACGUCACUGUCAUACUUAUAUAGGUAGUCCAUAGAUAAGCAUCAAGAUUUUAAUUUAAACUGUUUAUAGAUGCAUAAGGGAAACUGUACUUUUUUAGGUGCUAUUUUUCACAGUUUCACCUUAUGCCUUCAUUAGUUUAAUUUGUGGUCCUUCAAAUACAUUUUUAAUAAUACAAAAAUCACAGAAUUAUUUUCAACAGCAUUUUGCUUGUAAUUAUUAUUAUGCAUGCCAUUUUUAUGACCGUACUGAUUUGAAACCACAUGGAAUAUUAGCCUCUCAAUUAAUAUGGUUUCAAAAAACUCUUAUUACACAAUUAACUGUUUAAAGCAGAGUUAGGUGCAGUCUCAUGUCAAUGGAGGACGUAUUUCAUGUCAACUACCCAUAUGUAUACGGAUGCUUUCUGUACGACUUAUGCUUUUCGAUUCUUUUCUCUGUCCAUGACUUGAUAUUGAUGCUAGAAGUAAAAGAGAAACAGGUGCUUUGUAAAUGGUCAGUUACUGUACUCUACAUAUUCCAUGCAGACCUUUCAAAACAACAGUGUAGGCGAGACGUUGUGAUUUAAUUAACAUUGAUUUCGUUUGAUUUUGUUAGUUCUGCAUGACAUGAUCGUUCCAAUUGGCCCUUUGUUUGUCAUGUUUCUAGUGGAUGAGAGGCAUUAUAAGAAACCAGGUUAACAAAUAAAUUCACAGUAAUUUGCAUGUUUAUAUUAUGAACUAUUGUGUUUAAUGUAUUUACGCUUAAGCAAGUCCCUGUAGAACUUUGAAAAUUAGCCUUUUUAAAAGCUGUUAUGUGAAUUUAGUGCAGUGUAUAACUACACUGUACACAUAUCACGCGGCUAUAUUUAAGUAGUGACAUUGCUAGCACCAUAAUUGCAGGUCUGGGACUGUUUCAAUCAAUUCUUUCAUCCAAGCAAAUGUGUGCUCUAUAAAUUGCAUUUACGUAAUCCAAUGCUCUUUUGUGUUUUUCCAGCAACUUCCCUCUGAAUAAAACUGGUAAAAGUUU